Molecule: messenger RNA, 3499 nt
Organism: Monopterus albus (swamp eel)
Lineage: Eukaryota; Metazoa; Chordata; Actinopteri; Synbranchiformes; Synbranchidae
Product: proteoglycan 4-like
Exons: 2
Coding region: 1100-3457 (785 amino acids)
Source: RefSeq, a predicted model, not a curated record
GUUGCUCACAUUUUUGUUUCCAUUUCUUGUUUAAUUUGGGAUAUCACAAAACUGGAUGAACACAUUUACAAAGCAUAACAAGAGUGCCAGUUAUAAGCUCAGCUUUGACUGUACAAGUGAAUGAAAAUGUCCUUGUUUCUAACUGAAUUCAACCCUAUGUGUUUGAGUGUGAAUGAACUGCUAAUCACACGUUAGCAUGCUAGCUAGAGCUGGCUAUGAUCCAGCUGCUUAAUCAUCAUGUCUUAAGCCCUGUAUUGCUGUAGCUAUUAAUUCUGCAGUGCUUGUUUACUGGACCACUGCAGCUCUCCACCUUCUCCACAGACGUACUCCUACUCUGUGUUUACUCUGUUACCUCAACAGCCAUUUUCCGGAAACAAGCAGAGGUAAUCAGACACCUGUGGUGCCGGUCUCUGCAGGUCCCCUCCCAGUAAGGGAGGGACCUGAAGGGAGACGUCCCCAGACUGGGUAGACCAGUGAGAUAUUUUUUCCCCAAUCUGAGGUUUUUCUCACACAACAGCACACAAGGCUUUUCUGAAAACGGAGACAGACAUGCUAAAUAAGACGGACUCAAACUAGAAGAGCAGUUCACUCAUGGACUCGACAUAGAGAAGGAUUAUCCAUAGCUUCAUGAAUAAUAUCGAUCAACUUGUGGGAACAGUUGGAAAUGCUUUUGUGAAAAGCAGGUGAACUCUGUUCUGCACUCCCAGGGAGAUUACAGCAGGAAAUGUUUCCAGCCACCCAACAGAUUCAUUUCACUAGCAGCGUUGUUGGAAUGUUGUUCGCACAAAGGACGCUGAACUGUGCUACUGACAACAUAUAAUCAGUAGUAGUGUUUAUAGGUUGUUUGUGUGUCACUAUUCGGGAUUGUGUUGUUACACUUGGUGCCCUACUGGAGAAGGUAAGAGGAGCAGCAGAGAUUUAUCCACACAAAGGCCUUUUGUUCCCAGCCAACAGUAGAGGUGUGAUUGAAGUGGCUUGGAUAACUGGAAGUGGAGAGAUUAACCUUUUGUGACAUUUUCAGUGGACACUUUGCUGGAUCUACUGCUUGGUUUAGACUUCCACUCUUUGCUCGCAGUUGGUAUGACAUUUUUAAACAAAAAUGGACAGUGACAGUACUAGCUCAGAUGAACAGGGGAAGCAGGCUGCUAGUUCCUUACUUAAUGUCUUCAGUAGCUUCUUCAUCCGGGACAGUUCUGCCUCUUCGGACAUGGAAUCAGCCAUGCUGACAUCUUUCAAGGAGCUGUCAGAUGGCAAGAGUCCCUUUCCUGAAGGUGGGCGAGCUACCAACAGUGAGAACCAAAUGAAAGGGAGCAAGGAUUUACUCCAGGAUGAUGUGGCUGCUCCCUCUCAUACAGAGCAGAGGGCUGAAUCACUGGAAACUUGCAUGAACCCUGACAAACAAGUUAAAGCAGUCACUGGAGUCUCAGCUGAUGUGCAUUUAGUCCAUUUCACUAGGGUGGAAACACACAGUGACACAGAAACUGAGGCCAAGGAGAAUUCCCACAGCAGCACUAGUCUGUCGGACAAGCUCGCCAGGGCCAGGGAGUGCAUCCCACCUGAGGAGGGCAAUGAUACCAUGGACUUGGGUGAAGGAGAUGUGCUAAACCAUGCUGCUGAGCACAACGUGCCUGUGUUUAGAGCACACAAAUUUAAAGAGAGGUCCCGCAUAGAAGCUAUUCUGUAUUCAGACAGAUUCAUUAACAGAAAAAGCUCUAGGACACUUCUGCUUUCUUCACUUUCCAAACACAGGUAUCCCUUCACGCCCAAGGAGAGCACCACCAAGGGGUCUGCAGAUGUAGAAACAAUGAGUGCACAAGAGAAUAGUAACACAAACAUAGGAAUAGAUGAAAGUGAUGCUGACAGAGAAUCGGAGGGCAGAGGGCACAGUGCUGCUGCAUCCUCUCCACUGAAGAAGACAGAGGGCUUAGAUAGUAUACAAAAGGAGGCGACAGAUGAGCAAAGGGCUGAGGCUGAGAAGGGGAGUGAGGAACCUCAUGUCAGCCAGGUGUCCUCCUCCGGUCUCUUCAGCCCCAAGAUUCCUGAAGUGUCAGUCCGAUUGUUCUUCAGUCCAGAGGAGCAGCUAGACUCUCCUGUUGUAACAAAUUUGGGUUUCAAGAAACUUAGGGCUGGAGGGCACAGUGCUGCUGUGUCCCCUCCAUUGAAGGAGACAGAGGACUUCGAUAGUACACAAAAGGAGGCGACAGAUGAGCAAAGGGUUGAGGCUAAGAAGGAGAGUGAGGAACCUCACGUCAGCCAGGUGUCCUCCUCCGGUCCCUCUAUCCCCAAGACUCCUGAAGUGCCAGUCGGAUUGUCCUUCAGUCCAGAGGAGCAGUUAGACUCUCCUGUUAUAACAAAUUUGGGUUUCAAGAAACUUAGGGCUGGAAGGCACAGUGCUGCUGUGUCCCCUCCAUUGAAGGAAACAGAGGACUUCGAUAGUACACAAAAGGAGGCAACAGAUGAGCAAAGGGUUGAGGCUAAGAAGGAGAGUGAGGAACCUCACGUCAGCCAGGUGUCCUCCUCCGGUCCCUCUAGCCCCAAGACUCCUGAAGUGCCAGUCGGAUUGUCCUUCAGUCCAGAGGAGCAGUUAGACUCUCCUGCUGUAACAAAUUCAGAGUUUAACAAACCAUCACCUAGACCUGAAGAGCCCCUGGGUGACAUUCAGCCCAGUGCCAGUCCUUCUUCACAACGUACCGCUGCUCCAAAGACACCAGAAAUAAAUACACCAACUACAGUGUCACCUGUUUUCCCCUUCUCUACCUUUGCUUCCUCAUCCCCGUCCAGGGGCACACAACUCUCUUCACCCGCUUCCUUCCAGAUGCCAGUUCUGUUCAGUGGGUUUCGGGUGCUGAAGAAGGGAGCGGUCGGUGAAGAUAGGGAGACUGUGGCAGAGAUCAAGCAGCGGGAGAAGGAUGCAGACCUGGCUCUGCUCAGCCUGAAGAAGACUGUAAACAAAGCCAAGCUCUUCCCUGAGCAGAAGGCAGCCAGUCCAGUCAAAAAACGCACAGAGCCCAGGCCCGUCACAGAAACAAAAAGCAUUGUAAUGGGACAACUCAGUCACCUGCUUAAUCUUGACACACAUGAUGAGACCAACAAGUCAGAUGACGGGCAGGAUGCUGAUCCCCAGCACGUUAAGACAGAGUUUGAGAAUGGAGAAGAGGUUGCAGAAGAUAAAACCCCAAGCCCAGAAACUUCCACACACACACCUGAAAAAAAGAAAACCUCAGACAUGGCCUAUGAAACCUUCAGAAACAUUUUUGGCCCCAAAACAGUUAAAAAAGAAAAAACAGAGGAUGUGGAUCUGGAGACAGUGAAAAGGAAAAUCAAGAGUGACAAGGAAAAUCUGAGGUCAAUUUUUGUGAGAUCCUCCAAAUCUCCUAGCAAGGAAGGCAAAAGUCCCACAGAGGCUAAUGUAUGUAACCCCACUUCAUUUCAAAUUGGUACACCACACAUUUCCUAAAUUUAAGUUACACAAGUUUUUUAUAUUGACAGAGACAUGAGA